ACACAAGUCUAACAACUGGCAUUCAAAAGAAUCCAGUCAAAGGGAUCUGUCUACAAAGAGAGAUAAAAUUUCAUCAUGCGAGUGCUCCGGCUUUUCUUGGUUUUCUUGUGUCUGUUUUGUUUUGGUGGAUCAGAGAAUGUAGCAUCUCAUGCUGAAGAAAACCAGUUUCAGCAGGUUGAGCCUGCCCAGCCAGCUGAGCAAGACGUAUACCUCAUAGAAGAAUGUUUAAGCAACCAAUACACACACAAGUCCUGUGAGAAAGUUUUUUGUCACCCAUGGGAACGAUGUGUGGAUGGAAAAUGCCUUUGUAAGCUUCCUUACCAGUGCCCAAAGAAUGGCUCUUUGGUUUGUUCUACCAAUGGAAGGCACUUCCAUACUUACUGUCACCUAAAGAGCUAUGAGUGUCAGCAUCCUGAAGCAAAGUUUCUGCACAAGGGAAAAUGCAUGUCUGAAGAAACAUUUUCAGUCUCUGUGGGACAUGGAGAUUCAAAUUUUCUUCAAGUAAAACUUCAGGAUCAAAAGAAUGAAUUGUUUGUAUGUGAUAGUGAGUGGACUAUGAAUGAAGCAAACGUGGCUUGCAAGCACCUUGGCUUUAAAUUAGGUGCUGAAUAUUACCAAGCCAAUUCCAGUGUCACAGAUUCUGCCUUAAAUUCAUUGCACUGUUUGCGGAUAACUUGCAGAGGCCUAGAGACAAGUCUUGCUGAAUGUCACAUAGAGAUAAAAUCAAGAGAUAGUAACGAGGGAUUUGUUAGCCUCCAGUGUCAUGAAAAUCUCAGAGCUUGUUCAGAUGGUGAGUUUCACUGUGUCAACAAGAAGUGCAUUUCUCUGAACAAAACCUGCGAUGGAAUCAAUGACUGUGGAGACCUAAGUGAUGAAGUGUGCUGUAGAGAGUGCAGAGGCAACAGUUUCCACUGUCGGUCAAAUAUCUGUAUUCCAAAUAAGAAUGUCUGCAACAAAGAAAUUGACUGCCUGACAGGAGAGGAUGAAGCUCGAGUCCACUGUGCAGGCAAAUACAAAGGUGCUGAAAAUCACAGUAUGGAUGAAGAAAGAAAAAGGAUAAAGGCACUUCUUCCUCAAGUAUACUGUGGUCGUGCAAAUCACACAGUAACUCGACGGAAAAGAAUUAUAGGUGGAGAUGUUGCAACAAAGGGUGAAUUCCCUUGGCAAGUGGCAAUUACAGACCUUGCAAAUGAAGAUACAACAGUGUACUGUGGAGGGGUUUAUAUUGGUGGCUGUUGGGUUCUGACUGCUGCACACUGUCUCAGGGCAAAUCGAGCUUAUCUGUACCAUGUCUGGAUUGGACUGUGGCAUAUAGUAAAGUACGACAGACAGACAGAUAUUUUCAGAGUAAACCGACUGAUAAUCCAUGAAAAUUAUAAUGCAUCAACUUACGAAAAUGACAUUGCUCUGCUGGAGCUGAGAGGUUCUGGGAAUGGAGAAUGCUCCCUGAAAUACAGCACACCUGCCUGCAUCCCCUGGUCCCAGCAUAUGUUCAAGGCUGGUGACAGAUGCAAGGUUUCUGGAUGGGGACUAGAGAAAGGUUACAUCAAACAAUAUAUCCUCAAGUGGGGCAAUGUUAAUUUAUUUCCAAACUGUUCUGAAUUGUAUCCAGGACGAUUUUUUAAGCAAAUGGCAUGCGCAGGUACUUACGAUGGCUCCAUAGACAGCUGCAAAGGCGAUUCAGGAGGCCCUCUGGUCUGCUUUGAUGCAGACAAUGUGGCGUACGUGUGGGGCAUUGUGAGCUGGGGUGAGAACUGCGGGGAGGCCGGUCACCCUGGUGUCUACACCAAAGUCGCCAGCUAUUACGAUUGGAUUAGCUACCAUGUGUCCAGGAGCCUCAUUUCACGGUAUAACACCUGAAGUGUGGAAAAUCAAAUACUUCCUUCUCAUCACCCACGCAAAACCAAACAGAAGCCCUUUUCUACAAUCAGCAGCCAUGUAACUCAGCAACAAUCAGUACAAAUCUGGA
This is a messenger RNA of Colius striatus (speckled mousebird), 1969 nucleotides long. RefSeq names its product complement factor I (gene CFI). The record is from RefSeq and is a predicted model, not a curated record. The transcript has 12 exons. NCBI's taxonomy places the organism in Eukaryota, Metazoa, Chordata, Aves, Coliiformes, Coliidae. Bases 76 to 1860 code for a protein of 594 amino acids. Gene Ontology annotation, biological process: proteolysis. Gene Ontology annotation, molecular function: protein binding; serine-type endopeptidase activity. Gene Ontology annotation, cellular component: membrane.